GAAGGUUUUGGACCGCAGAGUGGUGAAGGGAAGAGUAGAGUUUCUGCUGAAAUGGAAGGGGUUCUCAGAUGAGGAUAACACAUGGGAGCCUAAAGACAACCUGGACUGCCCCGACCUUAUCACUGAGUACAUGCAGAAACACAAGGAGAAGAAGAAGGAGGAGGAGAAGAAGAAGGAGGGCAAGAGGAAAGUUGUCAGUGAGGCCUCGGGAGACUCAGAGGAGCGAGGGAGCAAGAGGAAGAAGGUGGAGAAACGAAGAGGAGGAGAGGGAUCCAAACGUCAUCACUGUCAACACUGUGACAAAUCCUUCACAACAUCAAAAUAUUUAAAGAUUCAUCAGAGAGUUCACACUGGAGAGAAGCCUUACAGCUGUGAUCAAUGUGGGGCAGCUUUCACACGACAGAAUACCCUAAAAAUACAUCAACGCAUUCACACUGGAGAGAAGCCGUACUGCUGUGAACAAUGUGGGAAAAGUUUUUCUCAGAGUAGUAACCUAGAAAGCCACAGACGUGUUCACACUGGAGAUAAACCGCACAGCUGUGAACAAUGCGGGGCAGCAUUCACACAUUUACCAAACUUAAAAUCCCACCAACGUGUUCACACUGGAGAGAAGCCUUACACCUGUGAUCAAUGUGGUAAAUCGUUUUCUGAGAGUGGGACCCUUAAAAGACAUCAACGCAUUCACACAGGAGAGAAGCCGUACUGGUGUGAACAAUGUGGGGAAACUUUUUGUGAGAGUGGGGCCCUUAAAAAACAUCAACGAAUUCAUACAGGAGAGAAGCCGUACUGGUGUGAACAAUGUGGGGAAACUUUUUGUGAGAGUGGGGCCCUUAAAAGACAUCAACGCAUUCACACAGGAGAGAAGCCGUACUGGUGUCUAUGUGGGAAAACUUUUUCUCAGAGUCGUGACCUUAAAAGACAUCAACGCGUUCACACUGGAGAGAAGCCGUACUGGUGUGAACAGUGUGGGAAAACGUUUUCUCAGAGUAGUAGCCUUAAAAAACACCAGCGCAUUCACUAGGAUUUGGUACCGAACCUGGUACUUUUACCGGUAUCAACCGAAUCACGUUGGUAUUACAGAGUAUUGGUUCACGUAAAAUCAAACGGUGCCAAAUUUCGGUACAGUUCGGUAAUUUGUAAUUACAGAGGGAAAGUACCAAAAAAAGUACCGUUGGCUACCGGAACCAAAUUCCAGGUACCGGUAUCGAUAGUGGUAUUGGUUCAGAUGUGAAAGGUACUCAACCCUAGCAUUCACACUGCCUCGUUGUGAACAUGUUUCAGAGCCAAUCUGUUUCCUCCUGCCUCCUCCUCAUGCCCUGAUAGCUGUGUUGUUAUUUUCUGAUCUUCUCUCCACAUUGAAGGCUGACCAGUAGUAACUUUAUCUUCUGAACAGCAUGGAUGUUAUCCUGGCUAGGACUACACAUUACACUCCCUCCCUUUGAAGGGAUUUAUUCCACUCAAAAUUAGUUUUCCUGUAAUAAAAUAGUCUGAGUUCAGGGUUGGCAGUGAAGGAGAGUUGGUUGUCAUGGGUCAC
Molecule: messenger RNA, 1534 nt
Organism: Perca flavescens (yellow perch)
Lineage: Eukaryota; Metazoa; Chordata; Actinopteri; Perciformes; Percidae
Product: zinc finger protein 239-like
Exons: 3
Coding region: 131-1021 (296 amino acids)
Biological process (GO): regulation of transcription by RNA polymerase II
Cellular component (GO): nucleus
Molecular function (GO): DNA-binding transcription activator activity, RNA polymerase II-specific; RNA polymerase II cis-regulatory region sequence-specific DNA binding
Source: RefSeq, a predicted model, not a curated record